AACUAAACUGCCUUACACAAACAAAACACCUAAACUGAAGGUUACUCUCACUCCAACUCUCUCUCUCUCUCUCCGCUCGCCGGGGGUGAAAAUUCUCCUUUCACGAGCUUCAUCGUUCUUCACAAGCUUCUCGAUCUCUGUCAUCCGCUUUACAACGCAAUUUUCCGUUUCAAUUUGCGUACAAUUUCCACUUAAUUUGAGUUUUCGCUGCUUGAACGAUCCGGAAAUUACUUCUCCCAGCCGAUGGAUCGUGCUGGGUUUAUAUGGGCGAAACGAUGAUACGCAUCAAGAUGAGUUCGUGGAUGCUCUGUUUUUUCUGUUCUACUUGAAAUGGUGGAGAAAUUUGUGCGAACAGGAGAGGAAGCCUAAUGAAGCAGAAGGUUGCGCAGCGGAAGGCUGUCUUCAAAUGGAAGAGGAAGCUCGCAAUUUUUCUAUUGGUUGUAUUUUGCUUCGGGAGCUUAGUUAUGAUGCAGUCUCGGUAUGGUCGGGUUAUGAUGCUGGCGUCAUUGCAUCCUCAAUCGGCUUCGGGACCGAAAAUCGCGUUUCUGUUCAUAGCUCGGAACCGGCUUCCGUUGGACAUAGUUUGGGAUACGUUUUUUCAGGAAGGAGAGAAUAAGUUUUCGAUCUUUGUUCAUUCGAGGCCAGGAUUUUUAUUUAACAAGGCGACUACAAGAUCGACCUAUUUUUUGAAUCGUCAAGUUAAUGAUAGUAUACAGGUAGACUGGGGUGAGGCAAGCAUGAUUGAGGCAGAACGUAUCUUGCUUAGACAUGCACUUACCGAUACUUCAAAUCAACGAUUUAUUUUUCUUUCUGACAGCUGCAUACCAUUAUACAACUUCAGCUACACAUAUGACUAUGUCAUGUCAACUUCGGCUAGUUUUGUGGACAGUUUUGCUGAUACAAAAGAAGGGCGUUACAAUCCUAAAAUGGAUCCUGUAAUUCCUGUUCAUAACUGGAGGAAAGGAUCUCAGUGGGUUGUAUUGACAAGAAAACAUGCGAAGGUUGUAGUGAUGGACAUUACAGUCUUUCCUAUGUUUCAACAGCAUUGCAAGAGGAAGUCACUACCAGAGUUUUGGCGGGAUCGUCCAUUUCCUAAUGAUGCAUCCAAGGAACACAAUUGCAUACCUGAUGAACAUUAUGUUCAGACUUUAUUGGCCCAAGAAGGACUUGAAGAAGAGCUCACACGAAGAUCACUUACAUAUUCAGCUUGGGAUCUCUCGUACUCCAAAGACCAUGAACGUCGAAAUUGGCAUCCUGUAACAUACAAAUUUUCAGACGCUACGCUUGAUCUAAUACAAUCUAUAAAGGGUAUUGAUAAUAUAUAUUACGAAACCGAAUAUCGAAGAGAAUGGUGCACCAGUAAGGGAAAACCAUCCAGAUGUUUUCUUUUCGCGAGGAAGUUCACCCGUCCAGCUGCUCUCCGCCUGCUUAAUAUGUCUGCGCUCGGAGUGAAGCCUAAUUAAUAUUUGUAAAGGCGUCGUAGUCUCGGUCGAGGAAACCCUAUAACUAUGCAGAAAAUACAAACUCCCUGUACAUCAGGGGAAAGCCUGGCAUUACUCGUUAGCAGUCACUGAAUAAUUUCUCGAUAUAGAGGUGUGUAUUUACUAUUACCACGGUGUAUAUUGUCAAAUGUUUUUAUAUAGAAAAUAAAUGAGAGUGAUAGGGGAUUGUUUUUAUUCAUUUGGUUGUGCAUGAUGAAGCUAACUUCUAGAGAACUAAAAACAUUAGGAGUUUAGGAUGACCCAGAGUCAGGAAUACUAACCUCUGAACAUUAGAAGUUUGAAAGUAUAAUGUGAUACAUAGUUUUAUUUGAUGUC
This is a messenger RNA of Benincasa hispida (wax gourd), 1817 nucleotides long. RefSeq names its product Core-2/I-branching beta-1,6-N-acetylglucosaminyltransferase family protein. Gene Ontology annotation, molecular function: glycosyltransferase activity. NCBI's taxonomy places the organism in Eukaryota, Viridiplantae, Streptophyta, Magnoliopsida, Cucurbitales, Cucurbitaceae. Gene Ontology annotation, cellular component: membrane. The record is from RefSeq and is a predicted model, not a curated record.